This is a messenger RNA of Penicillium soppii, 1656 nucleotides long. RefSeq names its product cytochrome P450. The record is from RefSeq and is a predicted model, not a curated record. Bases 1 to 1656 code for a protein of 551 amino acids. The transcript is spliced from 3 exons. Gene Ontology annotation, molecular function: monooxygenase activity; iron ion binding; heme binding. NCBI's taxonomy places the organism in Eukaryota, Fungi, Ascomycota, Eurotiomycetes, Eurotiales, Aspergillaceae.
AUGGAUGAAAAGGCCUCCGGAGGCAUUGAUUGGCUCUAUCUAUGGCACCAACUGAAGGAACAGGAGCAUGCUGGACCGGUGUUGACAACAGUAGCCGUGGUUUUGUUCACCUAUAUGCUCUACACUGUUCUGUUUGCUACCGAUAUUUCUCACAUCAAGGGCAUUCCAGAGAUACCUGGCGCUAUUCCUGUGUUUGGACAUCUUCUCAAGCUCGGCGAGGAUCAUGCGACAACUUGCGAGAAAUGGUGGCGCCAAUACAACCAAUCUAUAUUCCAAAUCAAGCUGGGAAAUACCAGGGCCGUCGUUGUCAACUCGUUUGAUGACUGCAAAAAGAUGCUCCUUGGUAACCAGAAUGCAGUCAUUGACCGCCCCAAGCUUUACACGUUUCAUGGUGUGAUCAGUAGCACACAAGGCUUUACGAUUGGAUCUUCUCCCUGGGAUGAGUCCUGCAAGAAAAAGCGCAAGGCGGCCGGUACUGCCCUUAGUCGCCCCGCGUUGAGAAAUUACUACCCCAUGUUUGAUCUCGAGAGUUACUGUAUCCUCAGAGACAUGAAAAAGGACAGUCACAAUGGUCCGAUCGAGAUUGACAUCCGCCCAUACAUUCAACGAUACGCGCUCAACACAACCUUGACGCUCUGCUACGGUAUUCGUAUGGACGCUGUCUACGACGACCUGCUCCGAGAAAUACUUCACGUAGGAUCAUCUAUUUCCCUAUUACGCAGCGCCUCCGAGAACCUGCAGGAUUACAUCCCUGCGCUUCGAUAUCUUCCCAACAACGAGAAAAACUCCCGUUCAAAAGAGCUUCGCAAGCGACGUGAUGUAUAUCUGGACCUCCUCUUGAACAAGGUCCGCGAGAUGAUUAAGAAGGGCACAGACAAGCCUUGUAUCUCUGCUGCUAUCCUGAAGGAUAUGGAGACCAAGCUUUCUGGUGUUGAAGUUUCUUCAAUCUGCUUAUCUCUGGUUUCUGGUGGUUUUGAGACUAUUCCCGGAACUCUGACUUCGUGCAUUGGAUCUCUAUCGACCGAGGAAGGACAAGCAUGGCAGGAUCGGGCUUACGAGGACAUCAAGCGUCAUUACCCAGACGUCUGUGAUGCCUGGACCGAUUGCUUUAAAGAGGAAAAGAUCCCAUACAUCAACGCCAUUGUCAAGGAGGCUGGCCGAUACUACACUGUCAGCGCCAUGAGUCUUCCCCGAAAGACUGUUACCGAGGUCAAUUGGGAUGGUGCUAUCAUCCCUCCUAAGACUAUGAUCUUGAUCAACGCCCAAGCUGGUAACCAUGAUAUCGAUCAUUUCGGACCUGAUGCUGGAAAAUUUAACCCCGAGCGGUGGCUCAAGACCCUCAGUCCCCCGACCGAGGCUGACAGUGUUGGCCUGGGUCACUUGAGUUUCGGAACUGGCUCUCGUGCUUGCUCGGGUCAGCACAUUGCUUCUCGCCUCUUAUACUCCGCAUUGGUGAGGAUACUGUCGUCCUACAAGAUUGUGGCAAGCAAGGAGAAUCCCCCCAAUACCGACUAUGUUGAUUACAACCAAUUCAAGACAGCACUCGUUGCCAUUCCCAGAGAGUUCAAGGUUAAGCUCAUUCCCCGGAAUACAGCCAUGACAGCCAAUUGUCUGGACCUUGCUGAGCAGAGGACCAGCGAGCACUACAAGGAGUAA